AUGCCCAGAGCCCGUGAAGCUCCAGCAUCGAAACCAACGCGGUUAGCUUGCGAGACGUGCUCCCAACGUAAGGUCAAAUGCGACAAAAGGGCCCCUUGCUCCAACUGCCAUCGAAGCGGCGCGCAGUGUGUCCCGGUAGAACGAAAGCGUCUGCCUCGAGGCCGACAGAAAGUAGUAUCUAAAGAGGAGGUACCUACGAACAACAGCGUUGACCUGACGGAUCGACCGAGAAACAUCUCGGGUGGUAGUACUUCCCAGGUAGCCGAGAGCCAGCGACCGGAUUUUGGGUUCAACAGUCCUGCACAUUCGGCUUUUGGCCUAUGUGAGUCGGCAGCUCCGACACCUCAGGGUAAUGAUGCCAGGCCCGUUAUAACCCGUAGCUCAAACGGCGUUGCAGCACCUGGUGGUGAUGACCCUAACGAUACUGGCGCCACGGAACGGCAUCUGGGGGGGUUCUCUUGGACAGAUAUCAUCGCCGAGAAUGAUAUGCCUCCACAUAAAGUGGUGACCCCGAAUUACCCCCCAGAUUCCCUGCUUCUGGGUUUUAAUGCCCCCGCCAAUCCAGAUGGGCUCAGAGCUACCCCAGCCACAGCAGAGAUACGCAAGCAACUUUGCAAGAUAUACUUGAAUCAAGUAGACCCCGUAUUCAAGGUUCUUCAUGGACCUUCGCUACGAGAACAUCUUCUUGGAGGAAAGAGGUAUCUCAAUUACAGUCCUGGGCAUCCUGCUGUUGACGCCCUGGUCUCUGCCGUGUAUUAUGCUGCCGCCAACAGUCUCAGUGAAGCACAUUGUCUCUCUUUAUUCGGGGCUAGCCACGCAGCAGUCGUCACAAGCUACCGCACAGCAUGUGAGGCAUCGCUGGGCCAUGCUGGUCUUGUCACCACAGAAGAUUUGACUGUGUUGCAAGCCUUCAUAAUCUUCCUUGUCACUAUGCGUUCACGCGACCAAAGUCGCCGGGCCUGGACUCUUCUGAGCAUGGCUGUAAGAAUUGCCCAAGCACUCUCGCUCCAUCUCGAGAACCCCCCCUAUGCCGUACAGCCUUUUGAACAGGAAAUUCGUCGACGCGUAUGGUUUGCUAUCGGUUUGCUUGAUAUUCACGCAUCUCUUGAUCGAGCGGCCGAGCCUAUGAUUCCUGCUGCGUGGCUGCAGUCCCGCUUACCUGCCAAUGUCAAUGACAACGAUUUAUGGCUUGGCUUCGAAGGAUGUCUGCAGGAUUCAGCAAAAUUUACUGAUAUGACCUUCACGGUAAUGACCUGUACAGCUCAGUUCGUUGCAAGGAUGUUAAAUUUUCCACCGACAGCUGAAGCUGGAGCAACUGACUGGAAUGUCAGACAGUGUCACGUUGAUUCUUUCCGAAAAAGGGCAGCAAUACUUCUUCAACAAUGCGAAUCUGAUAAAAUACCAUUCCAUUGGUAUGCCAAACAUGUUGGAACAUGUAUCUCAGCGAGUUUGCAGCUCCUUGCUUUUCGACCAUUGCGACGCCUACCAAAUAGCACCGCUCCUCGAGUCAGACCUCACAGCCUUCUCAAGCUAUCCGUUGAAGUGUUAAAACAAGCUCAAAAUCUGAUCCAGGACUACCGCGGACAUCCUUGGUGCUGGUUUGAAGGUAUUUUUGUUCAAUGGCAUGCUCUUGCGGUGGCCAUUACUGAGAUAUCAAUUUGCGAAGACAUGGCAUUAACGGAGAGUUGCUGGCCCACUGUCGAGCUUGCAUUUGACCAACUCAGUUCUCUGGUGGCUGAUUCUCGGCAAGGAAUUAUUUGGACGCCGGUAGAAAAACUUAUGAGAAAAGCACGAGAAAAGGUAAGGACUAGUCGCCUCAAUAUUUAUGCUAUUGGGGGGCAGGCAGCAGAUGUAAACACAACUCAUUUGAUUCGCGGGGUUUCCGCAGAUGUACAUCCACAUUUUCAGCCUCUGCCUUCUGGCGGCAGUCAAAUUACGGAUGUGGCAAUUGAACCAGUGGGGAACCUGAAUCUAGCACAACUCAUAGACAAUCCCAGUGCGUGGCCAGAUGUCUGGGAAGGAGUGGACUUGUCAGAUGGCAGCCUCCAUUCUAUUUCUGACAUGGCAUGGGCCGAUUGGGAGAGUCUGGCGGACAACUUCAACGGUGGUGAUGAGGCGAUGAAUAUGUUCCCAUCAUAUGGAUAUUUAGCUUGA
This is a messenger RNA of Venustampulla echinocandica, 2154 nucleotides long. RefSeq lists its product as uncharacterized. The transcript is spliced from 3 exons. Gene Ontology annotation, biological process: regulation of DNA-templated transcription; DNA-templated transcription. The coding region runs from base 1 to 2154 and encodes 717 amino acids. The record is from RefSeq and is a predicted model, not a curated record. Gene Ontology annotation, molecular function: DNA binding; zinc ion binding; DNA-binding transcription factor activity, RNA polymerase II-specific. Lineage: Eukaryota; Fungi; Ascomycota; Leotiomycetes; Helotiales; Pleuroascaceae.